Molecule: messenger RNA, 1723 nt
Organism: Rotaria socialis
Lineage: Eukaryota; Metazoa; Rotifera; Eurotatoria; Philodinida; Philodinidae
Source: the annotation of a GenBank genome assembly
ACGUAUGACCCUAGUGUUCUUAUGAGAAAAUAUGCAUAUUCACCCCUAAUUAAGAAAAUGUUUUUUUUCCGUCGGAACCGACAGUCAAUCCGUAACCCGGAAUCCCAUCGGAUUCUGUUGGGUGAUAGGAUCCCAUCAGACCCGAUAGGAUCCGUCAUAUGAUUCAUUCACCUGGGUAUUGCAACUACUGUUUCAACAGUUUCUUCAGGAGAAAAUAAUGUAGAAAAAAGAAAGAAGAAUAUUUUGUCUUUAUGUCUCGAUGAUCCUAGGCCAUCAAUGUCGAAUAUGGAUGAAUUUACUUCAUGGAUGAGUUGCAACUUAACAUUAGAUGAUAAAGAAAAUGAUGAUAUAUUAGGAUUUUGACCAAAAAACAGUCUGUCUUUUCCUAUUAUUUCAACUAUUAUACGUAAUCUUUUCGCUAUUCCAGCAUCGAAUACAACUGUUGAGAGAAUUUUUUCAAUAUCAAAAAAUCUUAUAACCGACAAACGAACAAGAUUAGGAACAGAAAAAGUUAACCAAAUGAUAUUUCUUAGAAAAAAUCUUAUUACUCAUAAAGAUUUAUUCAAUCAUGAUCACUACAAACAUGAACUUGAAUCAAAUCAUGAUAAACGAAAGAAUGAUGAUGCACCAGCUGAAUCACUUGAUAAAAAUAGUAAAAAUCGAAAAUAGAUGAAAAUUCCAAAAGAAUCAUUCCGAUAGUAGGAUCCGAUAAGAUCCCAGAGGGAAUCCUAUCCGAUAUCAUUAAAAUGUUAAUAAAACCGAUGAAAUUCCGUUGGAUUCCUGAAAACGGAUUUACAGUCGGAUCCCUGCCGCUGGAAUCCGAGAAAAACCUAUGUCGGAAUUCAAUGGAAACCGACGCUAGCAUACAACCCUUGUAUUCUGAUGGCAUCAGAUGCUUAUUCAUUCCUGAUUAAGAAAGUUGAUUCUGUCCGUCGGAUCCGACAGCGAUUCCUCAACCAGGAAUCCCUCGGGUUUUUGUCGGAAUGUUGGAUCCUAAGAGAUCCGGUGGAAUCCGAUGUCGGAUUAAUUCACCUGGGAUGAUGAGAUUGUUAUCGAUGAAGUAGAAAACAAUUUUUAGUAUAAUAUUUUUCUAAAAUAUGUUUGUUAAAUGUUGAUAAUAUGUUUUGUAAUUAGUGAUGUUAGGGAGAUUCACUCUAAAUUAUUUACAACCACCUGCUUUUGUUUAUCUUAUGUAACUGCAUGUUUAGCAAAUUCGUUUAUAAUAUUUCAAAGGACUUCAAAAUUAAGCACUAAAUGUUGAAGUCUUGUGAGAUAUUAGAAACGAAUUUGCUAAACAUGCAGUUAUAUAAGAUAAACAAAAGUUGGUGUUUGUAAUUUAAAGUUUUGUACUUUGUAAAUAUUUUUUGGUGGUGUGAAUUAAUGCGCUUUCUAUUGAUUAUAUUCACUUAUUUGCUUCAUUUUAAAAAGUAAAAACAAAUUUUGAUAUACGAUUAAAGAGCUAUCAAAUUCCUAUCAAAUACAUUUUUCGUGACCAGCCGUGACUCUAACUUAGUCACGGUCACGGUCACGCCGAUGUCUAGUGACGAUACUGCGAGUUUUACUUUCUUGUUUUAGUCUUUUGGAAAUAUUCUUUUAUUUUCUUUUAUGACAUUAGGAUGAACAAGAAUUUGGUGAAAAUUGUGUUCAACGAGGUACAAAAAGUGGACUUAGUCUACGAUUAUUAGUUACUCAAGCAAUAGCUGUGCGAAAAGAUGCAUUAUAA